Molecule: messenger RNA, 2383 nt
Organism: Chara braunii
Lineage: Eukaryota; Viridiplantae; Streptophyta; Charophyceae; Charales; Characeae
Source: the annotation of a GenBank genome assembly
GCUCCAACGACUGUAACAGUUGGCCAGAAUACCUAAUUGCAUCUUCUGGCGGUCCAAUGGAACCCGACACGAUGGGGCCACAACCGACCGCGGGCGAAGCGGNGCGGUCCAAUGGAACCCGACACGAUGGGGCCACAACCGACCGCGGGCGAAGCGGGAGAGGAGUAUAGGGCAUCGCCCGACCGAGCUCUGAGAGAACUGAAGGAACGAAUUAGGCAAGAAGCACCGCUGAGAUGGGCUGACCAAACCAAUGACGGAGGGCCCGACGUAAGAGGCGAACCAGUUGCAACAGAGCCGCAGGAGGCUCUAAGGACGGGUACCUCGAGCGGACGAAGAGAGACGACGAGACGACGCUCGCCCGAGUACGAGCGGAGGGACACCAUAGCGGAUAGGCAUAGAGACGACUGGAGAGAGAAUUUGAGGGAUUCCUGUUGGAGGGACAGAGAUAGAGACAGGGCGCCGCCUAGGCGGGUCUUCGACCCCCAGACAGGGGAGUCACAUCCGCUCCCUUACGAGAGCAAGGAUCGCUACAUUAUUACGCACAAGGUCUCAGAGUCUCCUACCUUCAGGGGUUAUGGUAUCACAGAAUAUCUGGAGAAGUGGGAGCUUCACGCCAGCCGGAGUCAGUGGUCGGAGGAAGAGAUUAUAAAGAACUUCCUAUUUAAUGUGGACCCAAGUCUCGGUAGGGAAGUUAAGGAAGCUCGACCGAAGGAUGGGAAAUGGACUACGUACAAGAAGAAUCUCGUUGAACUUUACAAACUGGAGGACAACAAGUAUUCCAUUAAGGACCUUGAAACAAUGACUCAAGAUGAAGAUGAGAGCGUACGGGCAUUUGGGAUGCGUUUCCAGAAGAUCUCCGACGUGCUGAUGAAGAAGGGGAAGAUCUCAGAGGUCGAGCGUUGUACUAUCUUUAUCGGACACUUGUCCAAAGGUAGGCUAAAGAGUAUACUUAAAGAUCUUCCGCGCGACAGGCUUGAUUUCCCAGAAGUCCUAAAGCUCGCGAUAAAGGACGAGGCAGACGAUUACAAGGASUUGGUGUGGAGAGGGAUGAGGAGACGUGACUUCUCUCUCUACAAGGAGUAUGCCACUGAUAGAUGUCCUGAUUUCAAGGACUAUCCCUGGUCGGAGAAGAAUGAGGYCGUGGCUGAGGAAGUGAAGGAGAUACGGGACAUGGUGAAGGGAUUAACGAGACAGAUAACCUUUGAGGGGAACAUGGUGACCACACCCAUAAGGGUGGGAGCCACCAAGUCGGCGAGAGCGUUUACAUCGAAGAAAACUGACACGGAUUACGUGAUGGCGGAGAAGGAUGGGCAGCGGGUCGAUGGAGAGGAGGUUAUCCUUUCACCGCGAAAGCGGGGAGUGAAGAAGUUCUUAAGGAAGAGUUCGCUGGACGAGAUUGACACGGUCGAGCCACUGAGGCGGGCCCUUCGGCAACCCAUGCAGUGCUCUAUUCUGGAGUACCUGGCGGCAUCGAAGCCAGCUCGUGAUGAGUUACAGAUGAUCACGAGGAAGACCCGCAUACCUCUAUCGGAGGAGGGUCAGAGGGCCCCUAAGGCGGAAGCUUCUAUAGUAGCAGUAACGGGAGUGACCGCCGGAGUGGAUCGCAUGGCGACAGUCCUUCUUGAUGGAAUGGAAGGUGUGCCUCCAGACAAGUUUUAUAUACUUGGUAGCGGGGCCGUGGAAACGAUUAUAAACGAUGGAGCGGUACUCGAUGCUGUGAUUGAUAACGACAGUGAGGCUGUCAUCAUAGACGAGGACCUGGCGGUACAAGUUGGACUGGGCCUCGAUAGGUCAUACCUAUUCGAGAUAGAGACGGCUGAUGRGAGAAAGCAACRGAUCACUGGRGUUUGUCACAAGGCAGCCAUAGAGGUCCAAGGGGURCGAGURACCCUGCCUGUCUUUGCAGUCAARAACUGCAGCUCCGACCUGCUCUUGGGUCGRACGUGGCUSAGCCACGUGCAUGCGGUGACGAUAGAGCGACCUGAUGGUAGCCAAACAUUGUCCAUUAAGAAGCCAGACGGGACGCGGGUAAUGAUUGAGACAGUGGAGCCUCGGGACCCGAGGAACAGAGCAGCUCUCGCUGUGGGUGCAAGACCCAGUGAUCAGAUYAAGUCGUUGCCUAUCUCCAACCGCGCGGUGCGAUUUCGYGAGAAGAAAUAUGGACCACUGCUCACAGAGGAAGAAGGUCGGAUAGUGGAGGUGGAAGACUUAGGGAGUCGGCUARUAGUGGACGGUAACUCGUACCCAAAAGAAAAAGAUGAGGAAUUUGGCGGUGUGGUAUCAGUGUCUUUUUUAAGGGCACGGCCCCCUAUGGGGGGCUACCCAAGCGACACAAACGAGUAGCACAGAAAGUUAAGCCAGCGGCGGUGGGCCGCGAGCGAUC